UAUAAAUGCACAUCCGCGAAUGUAGAGGGGGGGCGAGCGAGAGAAGUGCGCGUGCAACCCUGAAUCUGUGCAACUCUGAUUGCACGGACGCAAGAGGGAGGUCGCUCUUGACGGAGGUAAUGCACUGUAAAUGGCUCUUCAAGCAAGACACAGUAGUCCCUAUAGCAGUUCCAUGUCAGGCAUUCAGCUUGUCUUUACCUGCUCUGCAAUUUGAAGACACUGGCGCCCUGCAGAGCAGCAGUCUUCAGAGAAACUGAAUCUGGAACCUGCCUACACCUCACGUAAUAACUGGAGUGGAAUUUAGCUUCAAAUGUUCAGCAUCAAAGACAAGGAGCCUUUGAUUUUUCCAGUCUGAUUUUUAAGCAUAUGAAACAAAACUUGGAGCAGAUUGUAUGUCUUUCCAACUGCAUUUCCUACCUUGGACAGCAUGGAUGCUCUUUUUGAAUCAGGUUGACUGUCUCUCACCUCAUCCCCUCCUUCCUGUCUCCUCAGUAGAAGGAAGGCGGGGGGUUGGUGUGGCAUCCCCUGCCCCUCCUUGUAGAAUACGCUAGUCUAACCAGGCACGCACCAUAUCAGUAACUCUUCUCCAUUGCCUUGUGGGCCUACCAACUCCAUCCCUCUAUUCCCUCUCCCUCUUCAUGAAAUCCUGCCAGAGCCUCAAGGAAGAGGUUUCCGUCCCUAGCCUUGGCGGGAUGUCACAGGAGGAAGGACGCAGGGCGCCAGUGUCCCAGUCCUAUUUUCAUUCCCCUAACCCAGAUCUGGACCUGACAGGCAAGCUUUACAAGAGGGAGGUUGGUGGUAAGCCUUAUUCUGUGUUAGUGGACAAUAAAAUGGCAGCCAAGACAUCCAUGGGAGAUCAGAAUAUUGGUCAGUUGCCCACACAACAUGUGACUCCACAGCAACAUCAGCAGUAUUUCAGAGAGGGAGGAGCAGGACAGGAGGUGGGGAUGCAGGGGUCCCAGGCUGGAAACAAUGGCACCUCUGACGAAACUGAAGAUGAUGAUGACGAUGAGGAAGAAGAGGGUGAGGAUGAGGAUGGUGAAGAGGAGGGUUUCAAGCGUGAGCAGAUCAUUGUUGAGGUUAACCUGAACAACCAAACUCUUCAUGUAUCCAAGGGUGACAACAAAACUGGAACCACAGCAGAUGACUCUGAGCGAGCUGGCAGCGAUGAGGAGGAGGAGGAAGAAGAGGAGGAAGAGGAGGAGGAGGAAGAGGAGGAUAGCCCUGAUGAAGAAGAGGAGGAAGACGACGAAGAUGAGAUUGAAAGCCGAAGAACGAGGUCAAAGAGGGCCCGUCAGGGUGCCAGUAGCUCAACAGCCCCCAGCCAGCCGCGGAGGAAAAGCCUCAGAACAGCUCUGAGCACUGCCACUGCUGGAAUGACCACCAGGGGGAGACGGAAGCGAAUUGAGCCUCCAAAGAGCAUGCGCAGAUCAGCCAGGUCAGCCCCAUCGUCUGCUGGCUCCACAACCACAAAUACAGGAGGGAAAGCAGAGGUGGAGGAGAAGGAGAUGCUGGCAUGUGAAAAGUGCCCUCGAGUGUUCAACACACGCUGGUACCUGGAGAAGCACAUGAAUGUUACACACAGGCGAAUGCAGAUUUGUGACAAGUGUGGCAAAAAGUUUGUCCUGGAGAGUGAGCUGGCCUUACACCAGCAGACUGACUGUGAGAAGAACAUCCAGUGUGUCUCCUGCAACAAGUCUUUCAAGAAGCUGUGGUCACUGCAUGAGCACAUCAAGAUUGUGCAUGGCUAUGCAGAAAAGAAGUUCUCAUGUGAAAUCUGUGAGAAGAAGUUCUACACUAUGGCUCACGUCCGUAAACACAUGGUUGCUCACACUAAGGACAUGCCGUUCACCUGUGAGACAUGUGGGAAGUCAUUUAAACGCAGCAUGUCUUUAAAAGUUCACUCACUCCAGCAUUCUGGAGAGAAACCCUUCCGUUGUGAGAACUGUGACGAGCGGUUCCAGUACAAGUACCAGCUGCGCUCUCACAUGAGCAUUCACAUCGGACACAAGCAGUUCAUGUGUCAAUGGUGUGGCAAAGACUUCAACAUGAAACAGUAUUUUGAUGAGCACAUGAAAACACACACAGGAGAGAAGCCUUUCAUUUGUGAGAUCUGUGGAAAGAGCUUCACCAGCCGGCCCAACAUGAAGCGCCACCGGCGCACCCACACAGGGGAGAAGCCCUAUCCCUGUGAGGUGUGCGGACAGCGCUUCCGCUUCUCCAACAUGCUCAAAGCACACAAAGAGAAGUGUUUCCGGGUCACCAGCCCUGUAGUUCUGCAGACCAGCGGCCCACCUGUGCCUGUCCGCAUCUUUGCCAACACCUUCUCCUCCUCUUCUUCCACCUCUGGCCCCGGCCCCUCAGCUGCCACCCCGGCCACCACCUCAGCUUCCCUGGGCCUCAGCCCGACAGGAGGGCCCAUGCCUCCGCGGGGCCCUGUGGGACACACAUUUUCCCAUGUGCAGCUCCACUCAACCCCUUCUCACCAUCAUCCCCACCCCCCAACAUCCCAACAACACCUCUCAAACACACCCCAACAUGCCCCACCUCACCCCCACCACCUGGCCGUGCCCCCAGUCUCUCACCUGCCCCCACCCCCUGCCCUUUUUAAGAGUGAGCCCCUAAACCACUGUGGGCACGAAGACAGCAGCUACCUGCACCACAUGGCCCCCCCUGACAAGGGUCCUGGAGCCCCACAGCACCACUGAACUAUGCUCCAGCACUGCAGGCCCACACCAAACCACGCCUUGUUCCUCUUCUUCACAUAGUCCUGCCUCAGUCUCUCAGUUGCAAGGCCCCUAAUACAAGGGUACUCUUCUCAAACAGAUAUAAAUAAGUCAAGCUGAACAUGCACACCUGUGUAUGUGUGAAAGACUCAGACUGAAACACCCUCAGUGCACACGUUAUUUAAGUAAGGAACCUACUUAAAAACCCCGAUCAACUGACAAAGAUUUUUUCAUUGUGUAGAAUUUUUUUUUUUUUCAUGAACAUUUUCUUGGGAAAUCUACAGAAAUGAUUUCUGUGUGAGUUCUCUCUCUGUACAUUGAUGGGUGUAAAGUAUCUCCUUUUCAUCAUAAGCUGCUGAUGGAAUUCAUCAUAUGUAUUACCUGGGCUACAUGGAUCCUAAAAGAUCAGUGUGUCAUUGAACUUUCGUCUUUAUGUCAAGUUGACUUACGGUUGCACAUCGGUCCGGACGUUUGCUUUCUGUGCAGGUCCUCCCCAUAGCAAUACUCAACCUUUCGUCCGCAUUGUACUGCAGAGCCUCAGGCCCCACAGGAAUGUGUAAUGAAUGUUGUAACUGGUUCUACCUGAGUCUUUCUUUGUACUAAGGUUGAGGCUUUCUGUCAGAGGGGAAACAGCAGUAGUGCAAGAUGCAGUGCCAUAGGUUACAGUAAGAAGGGGGGAGGGGGGAUUUUUGUAAAGGACAUCGGAAAAAAAAGUUUUGUAAAUGGUUAGUUGAAUCUAGACGUAGUCUGAGAUUCAUAUGGUUAAAUGGUGCUUUCCAUUCCAGUACAUAAAAUAUUUCUUAAUUUUGCUUUUCCAUUUUAUUUUCAGAAGUGUAAUAUUACAAAUUAACAAUGUAUUGUGUCAUAUAGAACAUGUCUUGCCGGCCUGGCUUUUCUACAAUGGAUUUGAGGUUUGACUAGACUAUUUUGUGAACAAGAAACUCAAUUUAUGCAGGACAUGCCCUGGGCACACGCAGCCUCACAUUUACUCAAGCACACGCAAAAGACAAAGACCAUAUGGUCACUGAUUUACUUACUGUGAUCAGUGCAACCUCAGCUUUUCAGUACUGUUGGUCAACAGAUGCUUUUAGAUAGCAGAUGACUGUCAAAUACUGCCACUGUGAGGGGCCAGACACAUGGCCCCAUCAGGAUUUACCCCAACUCCCUUCGCUGCUGUUGAAACGAUACGGGUUACCAUGUUAAAGGUCAUUUGACACACAGUAUACACACCUGGGACCUUUUUCAUCACAGGUCUUAACAGACAAUUAUGCAUAUUCCUCUCAGUCUAUAUUCCACGGUUUGAUGUGGGGCGUUUCUGGUUUAUUUUUGACUUUUCAACAUACUGACACACUUUGAUCCACACAGGCAAAGGCGUCGAAACCUGAUGAAUGUUGCCUACGCAGAAUGAUGGCUGCUGAGUCAUUCGUGUUUUUUAUGUUCUCUGAUAAUUUGCUCAGUUCUAAGCUAAUGAAUGGGUCUGUAGUGUAGGUAUACUGUUGUUAGCACGUUAGGAAAUGUCAGGAUAAAAUCCAGUGGUCAUACAGUUCUGAAUACUCGGAAUUCUCUGUAUAGAUAGGCGUAACGUGAAAAAGUCAGCGCAAAAAAGUACAUUUGUUAAUGUAAUAGCCAAUGGUGUGAAUGUUAUUUGUUGAAAAGAAGCAGAAAUGGUUGGCAAGUAUUUGGCACGAAUUUGGGUUGCUUGGUUGUUACCCCUUCACUAAGUAUAACGGUGUAUUGAGGAGGAACAUUGAGCUGUGUGAGUGUGUGUGUGCGUGUGCGUGUGUGUGUGCGUGUGCGAGCAUGCGUUAGUCUCUACCUGUCUGUCUGUCUGGUUGUCCCCAGUGCUCUUGUACCAAAAGCUGCUUUUACACAGUGUGCCCCCAAUAUAUGUGUACUUGGGGAUAGCUGACAUGGAUAAUAGCAGUAAUUUAACAUCUUUCUACCACUCUAAUGGUAUUCAGUCUGAAGUGGUUCAGCUCAGUAGUUAAGGAUGUUCCUUCUUUGAUUUGAGACCUGCGAUUAUCCUGCCAUUUCUGUGGGUCUUAAUACCGCUGCAUUAUUUGCUUAUCAUGCUGUCCCCUCAGUUUCACUGCUGCUCUUCAGCAUUUCGCAGUAUGGAUCUUUGUCUUGUAUUUUUUUUUU
This is a messenger RNA of Seriola dumerili (greater amberjack), 4868 nucleotides long. It is a transcript of the gene znf652, whose product is annotated as zinc finger protein 652. NCBI's taxonomy places the organism in Eukaryota, Metazoa, Chordata, Actinopteri, Carangiformes, Carangidae. Bases 639 to 2708 code for a protein of 689 amino acids. The transcript is spliced from 6 exons. The record is from RefSeq and is a predicted model, not a curated record. Gene Ontology annotation, cellular component: nucleus. Gene Ontology annotation, molecular function: RNA polymerase II cis-regulatory region sequence-specific DNA binding; DNA-binding transcription activator activity, RNA polymerase II-specific. Gene Ontology annotation, biological process: regulation of transcription by RNA polymerase II.